This is a messenger RNA of Nestor notabilis (Kea), 1122 nucleotides long. It is a transcript of the gene OCIAD1, whose product is annotated as OCIA domain containing 1. Gene Ontology annotation, cellular component: endosome. The annotation marks the transcript as partial. The transcript has 7 exons. NCBI's taxonomy places the organism in Eukaryota, Metazoa, Chordata, Aves, Psittaciformes, Psittacidae. The record is from RefSeq and is a predicted model, not a curated record.
AGGGAAAUACCUAAGCCUUAUGUGCCGACAGAGGAGGAGAGAAGACUCCUUAAGGAAUGUGCUGAAGAGAGUGCCCGGUAUAGAGCUUUUCCUCUGGCUGCAGUGAGCAUGCUUGGUACUAGCUUCUUAAUUAAGAAAGGCAUUCUAAGAGACAGCUCAAGACUUGGCUCCUUUGUAAAAGUUGCAUUUGCUGGAGUAUGUGGAUACAUGGCUGGGAAGAUUUCCUACUUGCCAGUCUGUAGUGAGAAAUUUAAGCAGCUGAAGGAUUCCCCAAUAGGAGACGUUCUACGACAAGCUCAGAGACAUAGUUCACCUAACCGUUCCAGUCGGAAAUCUGAAUUUUCAGACAUGCCUUCUCAGCCAUACACUGAAUCUUCUUCUCCCAGAGCUGGAUACCCACUUCCUUCUAGCUAUUCAGAUGAUUAUAGUUCAACAGAUAGAGCCCUCUCCAGUUAUGAACCUGUUCCUUUCAGUGCUUCCCUGAAUGAAUCCUCACCUACAGGAAUUACUGAUUAUGCUGCUCAAGAUCCUGCUCCGAUUCCAGAAGAAAGUCGUAAAAAAAAAGGCAUCACAUACGAGGAAUUAAGGAAUAAACACAGAGAGACAUAUGAGGUAAUGCUACCACCAAAGGCAGAAACUCCAAGCAAGUUUUCCCAGGAAAAACCAGCUAAGGAAGUUAAAGUAAAUAAAUACGGAGAUACCUGGGAUGAGUAAGAGCUGAAUGAAGAACUGAAGAAAAUGAUCUCCUGUCAGCUAACUUGAACUUCAUCUAGAUUAGUCACAAGUAUGAGCAUCUUUGGUGUCUUCUGCCAGGCACAGCUCUUGAUAAAUGAGGAGAAAAUCCUGACUUGCCAGAAGAUUAAAAAAAGCAAGCAAGCAUUUAGGCUUAAUGUUUUUGUAAUUUUGCAUAAAUGGCAAGCACAGCUAUGGUGAGGAGUCCUGGCUAUAAACCAUUUGUGCUACCACUGAAGAGUGAAAAGGGUAACUCACAAUAACAAAUAUAAAUGCAUAGCAGAGGGUAAAAAUGUAUGUAAAUAAAUGCAAUCACGUGUAUUGAGAAGGGGGAAAAAUCAGAAUCUUCUCAAAUUUCCAAGACUUGCAUUAAAAGUUACCUGUAGAACU